Solanum verrucosum is the source of this 628-nucleotide messenger RNA. RefSeq lists its product as uncharacterized. The record is from RefSeq and is a predicted model, not a curated record. Gene Ontology annotation, molecular function: protein binding. The transcript is spliced from 4 exons. Lineage: Eukaryota; Viridiplantae; Streptophyta; Magnoliopsida; Solanales; Solanaceae. Bases 86 to 367 code for a protein of 93 amino acids.
CCGACAUUUAGCUUGAAGAAACCCCACGGCCAAAGAUCAAUUUUUUUUUGGUCAAGAAGAAGAAGAAUCACCGACGAUAGACACCAUGGCAAUGUAUAUCCGUGUGAAGCGUAAUAAGACCACCUACUUUAUUCAAUGUGACCCAACUGAGACAAUUCUACAAAUGAAGGAGAAAUUGUCUAACCUCAUAGAUCAACCUGCUAAUGAUCAGCAAUUAGUCCUGAUGCCUGCUGGAGAUGUGUUGGAAGACUCGAAGUCCCUAGCUGAUCAGAAGGUUGAAAAUGACGCUGUGGUGGCGCUGACUCUGAGAAAAGAUGACAAUGAAUUCGAGGAUGUGAAUAUCGUGAAACCAGAUGAUGAAUUUUAGCAGCCUCACGAUUCAGAUGGUGGUGCAAAUCGGUGACAACGUACAUUCUGGGAACAUCUAAUCCUCAACAAAGAUCUGUAUACUUGUAAACUGGCAAUUGAUUGACCUGCAUCUGGUUCUUCUAAAAUACUCAGAUAGCCUUGAGUUUCAUGCUGUAGGAAAGUUUCUGAUAUCGUCGCGGUUCUGUUUAGCAAUAUACUGUUCAAGAGAACUACUUUUUAUGAUUUUUGCAAUGACUAGAGCUCUAAGAUACAGACAUAA